This is a messenger RNA of Betta splendens (Siamese fighting fish), 464 nucleotides long. RefSeq names its product diphthamide biosynthesis 3 (gene dph3). Gene Ontology annotation, molecular function: metal ion binding. The transcript is spliced from 3 exons. The record is from RefSeq and is a predicted model, not a curated record. The coding region runs from base 116 to 376 and encodes 86 amino acids. NCBI's taxonomy places the organism in Eukaryota, Metazoa, Chordata, Actinopteri, Anabantiformes, Osphronemidae. Gene Ontology annotation, biological process: protein histidyl modification to diphthamide.
ACAGUACGUCACGGACCUGCGACAGCAGCGUGACGUCAUCUUUCUUUGCCACACGCUGUGCUCUAAAGCAGCCAGAUGUAGAGUCUCCAGCAGAGCUUUAAAGCCCUUCGUUAGAAUGUCGGUUUUUCACGACGAAGUAGAGAUUGAAGACUUUGAGUAUGACGAGGAGACAGAGACCUAUUAUUUCCCGUGUCCUUGCGGAGACAGAUUCGCUAUAACUAAGGAUGAUCUGGAGAAUGGGGAGGAGGUGGCAACGUGUCCAAGCUGCUCGCUCAUAGUCAAAGUCAUUUAUGAUAAGGAUGUGUUCAUGGCUGGAGAAGUGGUCCCGGCUGUGUUAUCUACAGAGACCAAAGUGGAGCUAGCUCAGUCCUCAUGACAACUUCAACAUGUUUUAGAUUAUUUAUUCUAUAUUAUGAUAAUACAUUGUCCGAUUAUUUUAUUAAACAUUUGUUUCAACUGACAAA